Caenorhabditis sp. 36 PRJEB53466 is the source of this 438-nucleotide messenger RNA. Lineage: Eukaryota; Metazoa; Nematoda; Chromadorea; Rhabditida; Rhabditidae. The record is from the annotation of a GenBank genome assembly.
AUGGAUGUGGCGGAAAGUGCGAGUUGUCAGCCCACAAAUAUUGUCGGUUGUCCGAUGAACACGAAGGCGUUGGUGGGUGCGGACGGAAGUACGAGUUGUUCUGCGGAUGUGAGUCACUAAUUGUAGACUGCAAGGCCAAAGAUGAUUUGAGACGGACUGCCCGACUAACGGAUAUUGUAGAAAGCGUUUUGACGGCGGUGGAAACUGUUGUCGGACGGCUGUCUACGGUGGGUUUUAAGAGUGUUCCGGGUAAAUGCAACUUCUCGAAUUUCAGACAAACUCGAAUCGGACUACAAUCCGAAAUGCGCGGCCGGCCGAGUCCCUGUGCAAAUCGACGAUAGUCUGUUAAUCGGAAAGAACUGCAAAUCCAACUUCUGUCCGACAGGCGCCACUUGCAUAAAAGGCAACUAUUUUGCAGCGUGUUGCAAAAAAAAGUGA